This is a messenger RNA of Nelumbo nucifera (sacred lotus), 3071 nucleotides long. Its product is annotated as receptor-like protein EIX1. The record is from RefSeq and is a predicted model, not a curated record. Gene Ontology annotation, molecular function: protein binding. NCBI's taxonomy places the organism in Eukaryota, Viridiplantae, Streptophyta, Magnoliopsida, Proteales, Nelumbonaceae.
AUUCAAAUCCAGACCAGAUACAUCGUUCAGUCCGUAAUGGUGAGCCAACUUAGAAGUCUAUUCUCCAAUAAUAUAUAAAUCGUCUCUGAUCAGAUUCUUCUGAACUCUCUCAACCCAUAUACUUUCCUCCCUGCCCUUCUCCAUGAUCGACAGCUGAUCAACAUGGGUAUUAGAGCAUCAGGGGCAGUUUUUCUCUUGUUUUGGUUUCCCUUUCUGGCAGAUAUCAAGCGAAGUUCCUGCGCUACCGACGUGGUUUGCAGCCCAAGAGAGAGACAAGCUCUCCUCAACCUAAAACAAGGUCUCAGUGAUCCAACUAACUUUCUCUCAUCUUGGGAUUCCACCAGCAAAGAAGACUGCUGUAGAUGGAGAGGAGUCGGCUGUGACAACAGAACGGGACAUGUCGUUCAGCUCAAUCUCAGAAACUCGUAUGAAAGUUUCAUCGGAGGUGACAUAAAUCACCAUUUACUACAGCUGAAACAUUUGCGGUAUUUGGAUCUCAGUGGCAACGAUUUCGGAGGAAAUCCGAUCCCAGAAUUUCUGGGUUCGCUUCAAAACUUGAACUACCUCAAUCUCUCUCAGUCUGGUUUUGGUGGCACACUGCCUCCUCAGCUUGGCAAUCUGUCCAGUCUGCGUUACCUCGACCUCGGAAAUUCCGUAGGCUUAACUGUUGAGAAUCUUGAGUGGCUUUCUCAUCUCUCCCUUCUUCAACACCUGGACAUGACUUCUGUAAGUCUCAGUCACGUAGAUGAUUGGUUACAGGUAAUUAACAAGCUUCCCCAUUUGUCUGAAUUGCACUUAUCCUCUUGUGGGUUAGCUAAUUUGUCUCCUCUCUCCCAUGUCAAUUUCACUUCACUUACUGUCCUUGACCUUCUCUGGAACAAUUUCACUUCCACCAUACCAGAUUGGCUGUACAAUCUUACCAGUCUCACAUACCUUGAUCUUAGAAUGAAUAGUUUUCAAGGUACAAUCUCAAAUUCCAUUGGUAACCUUGGAUCACUCAGACAUGUCUACUUGGACGUCAAUGACCUCCAUGGCAGCAUCCCAAGAACAGUAGGAAAGCUCUGCAACCUGGAAACUUUGUGGCUGUCAAACAACAGGUUCACUGGAGACAUCAGUACUGGAUUUCUAGGAGACCCAUCAAAAUGCAUCUUUGAUAGUCUAAGAGAACUGCGUCUGGAGUGGAACCAAUUGAAUGGGACCAUUCCCAAAAGUAUUGGGCAACUUUCCAAACUAGAGUUUUUAGCCUUCUCUCAUAACUUUUUUCAGGGAAUUAUCUCUGAGGUUCAUUUUGCUAAUCUAACCAGAUUAAAGACAUUGUAUGGAACUUCAAACUCAUUGAUUCUGAAUGUGAGCAGGAACUGGGUUCCUCCCUUUCAACUCACUGGCCUAGAAAUAGGGUCUUGGAAAUUGGGGCCCCAAUUCCCUUCAUGGCUUCAAACACAGAAAGAUUUCUUUAGUUUAAACUUGUCCAACACAGGAAUUUCAGAUAACAUUCCCAGUUGGUUUUGGAAAUUAUCGUCCAGUUUCAGCCUGAUAGAUCUCUCUUUGAACCAGAUCAGUGGUCAAAUCCCAGGAUUACAGAACAUAGAAAACUAUGAUGCAGCAAUUUAUCUGGGUUCCAAUCGCUUCACCGGUUCAAUACCCCGUUUCUCUUCUAAUGUAGUCGAACUGGACCUUUCUGAAAACUUGUUUUCUGGGUCUGUCUCUCACUUCUUCUGUGACAAUACGAGUCAAGCGAAUAAUUUGGCAUAUCUUGAUCUCUCAAGCAAUCUUCUAUCAGCAGAAAUUCCUGAUUGCUGGACGAAUUGGCCAAUGUUGAGCGUUGUGAAGUUAGAGAGCAAUAAUCUAAGUGGGAACAUCCCAAUCUCUAUGGGGUCUCUAACUCAGCUCCAGUCAUUGCACUUGCGCAACAACAAUUUGACGGGAGUGCUACCUUCAUCUCUGCAAAAUUGCACCAAUUUGCUCACUCUUGACAUCGGUGAGAAUGAGUUCUCAGGGAGCAUACCAGCAUGGAUGGGACGAAGCCUAGCACAACUUAAGAUUCUUGACCUACGCUCCAACAAGUUCGGUGGUCGUAUACCUCCAGAACUUUGUCAUCUCGCUGAGCUUCAGAUCAUGGACCUUGCACACAACAAAUUAUCAGGAGCCAUACCACAAUGUUUCAGCAAUCUCAGUGCCAUGGUCUCAGACCAGAAAUCAAUUUACCACAUUGGCUACGAAAGUAGCUUCCGGAAGUUUCAGGAUACAGCCUCAGUGAUGAUGAAAGGAAGGAGUCUUGAAUACAGUAAAACCCUCACCCUUGUGACAAGCAUAGACCUUUCAGACAAUAGUUUAUCUGGACAGAUCCCAGAAAACUUGACGAGUUUCUUGGGAUUAAGAUCCCUGAACCUUUCGAUGAAUCACCUUGUGGGAAUGAUCCCAAAGAAGAUUGGUGACAUGGGGUUACUUGAAUCUCUGGAUUUGUCAAGAAACCAACUUUCAGGUGCUAUCCCUCAAAGCAUAUCGAAUUUGACGUUUUUGAGUCACUUGAACUUAUCAUAUAACAGAUUGUCAGGGAAAAUUCCAUCAAGCACUCAGAUUCUAAGCUUUGAUGCAACCAGCUUUCUUGGAAACCAAGAACUUUGUGGGCCUCCGCUCACAGAGAAAUGUGCUGGGAGCAAUAAUCAAUUGCAGAACCCAACAACACCAACUGGUAGUGUGGAUGAUGAUGAUGGAUUUAAAGAGAGUUUUCUUGUUAGUGCGGCGUUGGGGUUCUUGUUGGGUUUAGGUGGAGUUUUUGGCACCAUGUUGCUUAAUGAGUCGUGGAGGUCUGCCUACUUUAAGUUCUUUGUCAAGCUUUGUUGUGGUCCACCAAAAAGACGAUACAGAUAGAAUCUAAAAAGAUUGGUUCUUUUUUGAUGAAAAGAUUAUUGUAAGCAUCUUUAUUGCUGAUUUCAGUUACCCUAGCUCCAAGUUCUUGUUUUUCUUUUUGAGUGGUCGGAUGCAAUAUAUAAUAUGCAUGUUCUUUGUAUUUGAGGGUGGUCGUCCCUUGCUAAGAAUAAAAUUUGUGAGUAUGUUCCUACUACGGUUAA